GGGCAAUUGUCUCGCAGCAGAAGCAGCAGCUGUCACGGUCGGUGACAUAGGUAGCGUCUGAACGGCACGUCCACUAGCUGUAUUCCCGGCAGUCCUACGGUGCGUCUAUUUAAAGAGAGGGGCAACAUGGCGGCACGCGGCUUAGUCCGACGAGAGUCCAUAGAGACGGAGAUGCAUACAGCCGAAGACAAAAGUAAAACCUUUGUUUACACAAAGAAAAGGGGGUAUGACGUGACCCGCAACCCCCACCUCAACAAGGGCAUGGCCUUCUCCCUGGAGGAGCGCCAGCAGCUGGGGAUCCAUGGCCUGCUGCCUCCCUGCUUCAUCAACCAGGACAUCCAGCUGCUCCAGGUGCAACGCAACUACGACAUGAAGAAGGACGACCUGGACAGAUACGUGUUUCUGAUGGGGCUCCAGGAUCGCAACGAGAAACUCUUCUACAGGGUGCUCACGUCUGACAUCGAGAAGUACAUGCCCAUCGUGUACACACCCACUGUGGGCCUGGCCUGCCAGCUCUACGGCCUGACAUUCCGGAGACCUAGGGGCCUGUUCAUCACUAUUCAUGACCGCGGCCACAUCGCCAACGUGCUCCAGAGCUGGCCAGAGAAAGACAUCCGGGCCGUGUGCGUGACGGACGGAGAGAGGAUCCUGGGGCUGGGGGACCUGGGCUGCUACGGCAUGGGUAUCCCGGUGGGGAAGCUGGCUCUCUACACGGCCUGUGGGGGCAUGCCACCCAUGCAGUGCCUGCCGGUCAUGCUGGACGUGGGCACAGACAACGAGGAGCUGCUGAAGGACCCUCUGUACAUCGGGCUGAGACACAAGCGAGUGCGGGGCCAGGCCUACGAUGACCUGCUGGACGAGUUCAUGAAGGCUGUGACCGACAGGUACGGCAUGGACUGCCUCAUUCAGUUUGAAGACUUUGCCAAUGUCAACGCAUUCCGUCUGCUCAACAAGUACCGGGACCAGUAUUGCACGUUCAACGACGACAUUCAAGGCACCGCUGCCGUGGCCGUGGCCGGCCUCCUGGCCGCCCUGCGCAUCACCAAGAGCAAGAUGUGCGAUCACACCAUCGUCUUCCAGGGAGCCGGGGAGGCAGCCAUGGGAAUCGCUGACCUCAUCACCAUGGCGAUGGAAAAGGAAGGACUUGCCAAGGAGCUUUGUCUGAAAAAGAUCUGGAUGGUGGACUCCAAGGGGCUCAUUGUGAAGGGACGAGAUAGCCUGACCCAUGAAAAGCUGAGGUUUGCUCAUGAACAUCCCCAAAUGAGGAGACUGGAGGAGGUGGUGAAGGAGCUAAAACCCACGGCCAUCAUCGGUGUGGCGGCGAUCCCAGGGGCCUUCACAGAGCAGAUCAUCAUGGACAUGGCUUCCUUCAACCAACGGCCCAUCAUCUUCGCCCUCAGUAACCCCACCAGUAAAGCGGAGUGCACGGCUGAGCAGUGUUACACCCUCACAGAGGGUCGGGGCAUCUUCGCCAGUGGCAGUCCGUUUGACCCCGUGACCCUGGAGGACGGCAGGAAGUUCUUCCCCGGCCAGGGAAACAACGCCUACGUGUUCCCAGGGGUGGGGCUGGGCGUCACCGCUGGUCUCCUCCGCCACAUCCCCGACGAAGUGUUCCUCAUCACCGCAGAGACCAUCGCUGAGCUGGUGACUGAGAAGGACCUGGCCGAAGGAAGACUCUACCCUCCGCUCAACUCCAUCAGGGAUGUCUCCCUCAAACUGGCUGUUAAGAUCUUGGAGCAGGGGUAUGCCAACGGCACGGCGACGCUGCGCCCCGAGCCGGCCGACAAGGAGGCGUUCGUCCGCUCGUUGGUCUACGGCACCGACUACCACGAGUUCUCGGUGGACGCCUACCGCUGGCCCGAGCCCGCCAUGGCCUUCCAGAGCUGCAAGCUGUGAACCUGACCCCCAGAUUCACAGCGGAGUGGGGGAGACAAGAGGGAGGGAGGGGGGGACGCAGAGAAGAGAAGAGAAGAGUGAGGGUGGGAGUGGAAGAGGAGGCAGAUGACUGUGUCAUUUAAUACAACUGUGCAAUAUGAUCGCAAUGCUGGAGUUUUCUUGUCUAGCUUUGUGUUUUUGAGGAUCAUUUUAGUGGCCGCUUAUAUAAUGUUGUUUGGAGGAUUAUAGGGGUGAUGAUACAUUUGGUAUGGUUAUAAAAGGUAAAAAAAAAAAUAUCCAUGAUUACCAGCAGUGAUUCGUUUAAUGCUUUUUCAUUUUGCUGCGUUGUAACGUUAUUCUCUGCGGCCCCAGUACACAGGUAUGCUGGAAUGGUAUCAUUGAAUCGAAUGGUGAAACUUGGGCAAUAUAUAUCCAAAAGACAGCUUCUCUCGGGGGCUGUGAUGUACUUGAAAUGCAUGAUAUUACAUAUUAUUUCUGAAAUUGCAUCGGUAGAAUCUUAAUAUUGACAGGGCACAUUCAUUCAUAAUGUCAAGAAACCUUUUUUGAACUGCCAACUAUAAAAUCUUUUAAUAUAGUGAAAUAAACAUUAAAAAAUA
Molecule: messenger RNA, 2492 nt
Organism: Gadus macrocephalus (Pacific cod)
Lineage: Eukaryota; Metazoa; Chordata; Actinopteri; Gadiformes; Gadidae
Gene: me1
Product: malic enzyme 1, NADP(+)-dependent, cytosolic
Exons: 14
Coding region: 127-1896 (589 amino acids)
Biological process (GO): malate metabolic process; pyruvate metabolic process
Cellular component (GO): mitochondrion
Molecular function (GO): malate dehydrogenase (decarboxylating) (NAD+) activity; malate dehydrogenase (decarboxylating) (NADP+) activity; NAD binding
Source: RefSeq, a predicted model, not a curated record